AUGACUGAUCCAUUGAAUACAUUGGAUUCGGCUUCCAGCCCGUUAUCCGUUUCGCGCAAAACAUAUCCCAUUGCGGGCAUCCUCACCACCGUUUUUGGUCUCGAAGAACUACCCCCGCAGGCGACCGAGGUCGCUUGUCUCUGGCUUCUGCACCCCAGACUGGCAACGCAGGAGCGCAUGAGCGGAAUAGCCGGUGCUGUCAUCAGGGACUGGAACCAAAGACUCAAGGAUCGUGCCGCCGAUACCAAGGCUCCUGUGACGGGCUUGGUUGCUGUGGCUUUCGAUCAGAGGAAUCAUGGCUCCAGGUUGGUCGAUCCCCUCGGAAACGAGGCAUGGAGACAGGGCAAUCCUCGACAUGCACAGGACAUGUUUUCCAUCUUUCAGGGUACUGCCCGGGAUGUAUCACUUUUGAUGGACUAUCUUCCGUCGUUUCUAUUCCCAACUUCCGAACGCCGGGUCUCUGACCACCUUGUCCUUGGUGUAUCCUUAGGCGGUCAUGCCGCAUGGAGUUGCAUCAUGCACGAGCCUCGCGUGAGUGCUGGCGUGGUUAUCAUCGGCUGUCCGGAUUAUGUCAGUCUCAUGGCAGAUCGGGCAAGACUGUCAAAGCUCGCAUCGUGGACAGAGAGCAACCCUCAGGGCUCCCAGUUCCUGGGCUCCGAGGCCUUCCCUUCCACGCUCCUCGAUGUUGUUUGCAACUAUGACCCUGCCGCCUUGUUGCUGAGCUAUCUGGGCUCCACGCCGGACCUGUCGCGCAAUGAGUCUUUGCGGGAACCGAACGAGGAGGAAAAGCAGAUCUUGCGCCCUCUCCUCGAUCGGUGCCUGGCGAAUAAAAAGAUACUCAAUUUGUCCGGAGGUCUGGAUAAACUGGUACCAUACCAUCGGGGAGAGGCUUUUCUCACCUGGCUGAAACAGACCAUAGGGCCGAAUGGGUGGUUUGCCGAUGGUGCGGUGACUCUGGAAGAUAUCAUUGAUGAGAAUGCUGCACAUGAGGUUACCCCUAAGAUGAUUGCCGAAGCAGUCCGAUUCAUCCGUGAAAGUCUAGACGCUGGCAAAGGAGACUCGAAAAGCCCCGGCUCAGUCCGCGAAGCCAAGAUAUAA
Messenger RNA from Aspergillus steynii IBT 23096, 1098 nucleotides. RefSeq lists its product as uncharacterized. NCBI's taxonomy places the organism in Eukaryota, Fungi, Ascomycota, Eurotiomycetes, Eurotiales, Aspergillaceae. The record is from RefSeq and is a predicted model, not a curated record. The coding region runs from base 1 to 1098 and encodes 365 amino acids. The transcript has 2 exons.